AGUUCGUCUAGGGUAGUGCUGACAUCUGCCGGAAUUACUUGUGUAUGACAUCGGGGUCAGUAACUCGGAUACCCAAAGUCUCAUAUAACUACGACCUAUCAGUUGAUGAUAAGGGUAAAGAGCUGUUAUAUAAGCUCUUUCGGUUAAAAAUAUAUUAAAAUUGCUAUUUUUUCCGGUUAAUUGCUUAGCCAUAUAAAAAAAAUAUUACCUGGUUGAGAAUGGACUGGAUAGUUUCUGCAAGUUCAACAUUUAAAAAUUCAUUUGAGAACUGGACAAAUGACAAGACGGCAACUAAAAAGAUUUUAAUUGUGGCAGGCACCAGCGGAACUAUUUAUGUUCUGUAUAAAAUUUUGAUCAAGCCGUUCUUCAGUCCCUUAAAUAAAGUAAGGACUCAAUAGUUGAGAACAUUUAAUUUUUAAUAUUAACACCAUCGUCAAUUAGAUUCCUGGACCGCCAUUUGGAAUAAAAAAUUUUAUAUUUGGAAAUGUCGCAAAUGCAAUGGAAGGAAGUGGUUCGGAAGCUGGAGAAACAUCAAUCAAUUGGGUUCGAAAGUAUGGGGGUAUUGUACAUUACCGUCAUUUACUUGGCGAACAUAGAAUCCUUGUAGCAGAUCCUCAAGGUCUUCGUACUAUUUUAGUGAAAGAAGACGAAAAAUUUCUGCGAGACAUCCAACUUGGAAUUGGCAGUCGCCUUAAUAUCGUACUAUUGACAAACGAUGGCGCCGAGCAUAGCUAUCAAAGGAAGCUGGUUAAUCCACACUUUACACAAAUGUCUUUAAAUGCUUCCUUCGAUAUAUUUUUGGAACAAGCCCAAGAUCUUAAAAAUUCCGUAGAAGAUCAAUUAAAAGGAGUAACAGAAAAAUUACUACCAAUUCAAAACAUGGUGACUGAUUGCGUAAAAGAAUUCAUUUGUCGAUAUGCAUUUGGUGAAUUUCCAAAAAUGGAAGAUUCAAGUCAGAAUAUUGUAACAGCUCUUAUGUCUGCACUAUCCUUAUCGCCAAUUGUAAGUUUUACUCAAACGAUUCCAAUAUUAGGUUGGCUCCCAACGAAAUCAAAUAGAGCCUUAGCGAAAAACAUAAAAUUUGCAAAUGAUUUUGUCAAAAAAUUGAUGGAAGAUAAAAGAGCAAAACUGAUGACUGAUCAGGGUAAAGAAGAAAUGAAAAAAGAUUUGGUCGGAAGACUGUUCCUUGAAGCUGAUUCAUCUAAACCACUAACUGAAGAUCAAGUAGCGGGACUAAUCAGUACAAUUAUAUUUGCAGGAUUCCAGACAACAUCGACAGCAAUCACUUGGUGUUUACAUAUCUUGUCCGAAAAACCGGAUAUUCAAGAAAAAAUAGCUCAAGAGGUAGCUGAGGUCAUGGUUCACGAUGGUUGUUGGACAUGGAGCAAUUUGGAUAAGCUUGUUUAUCUAGAUGCAGUUUUUAAAGAGAGCCAAAGAUUAAUACCCAUUGUGAGCUCUGUCUUAAAAAAAGCCCAAAGAGGAGCUAAGAUAAAUGGCUAUGAUAUACCUGAAGGAACAGUUGUUGUUGCUCAUCUUGGUGCUGCUAUGAGGAAUCCUCAUGUUUGGGAGGAUCCUGAUGAAUUUAAACCAGAGAGAUUCCUAAAUACCACAAUGGAUAAGUAUAUGUAUCAAUUUUUGCCCUUUGGUACCGGUGCUCACAAAUGUCUAGGACAUCAAUUGGCAAAAGUUGAAAGUCGUCUAAUUUUAGCUUUGCUUAUACAAAACUUCAUUUUCGAAAGGCCACCAGGCUAUAAAGUGCGCAAAGCGUCGCAACUACUUAUAACUCCAAAUCCAAAAGUUGAAUUGAUAGUAAAAAGAAGAAAUUGA
Dimorphilus gyrociliatus is the source of this 1827-nucleotide messenger RNA. The record is from the annotation of a GenBank genome assembly. NCBI's taxonomy places the organism in Eukaryota, Metazoa, Annelida, Polychaeta, Dinophilidae.